CCGCUGCGUGGGUGCCCCUCCCCCGAUGCGCCGGCGGUACCGCCCGAGGAGGCGGGGGUGGGCGGUGACCCGGUCGGCCCGAUAGCGGACGGAAGAUAAAGGCGCGCUGCGGACGCCGGCCAUCAGUCGCAGUGGUGACGAGGCAGUGCGCAGCCAUGGCCGCCAAGGGAGCCGAGUACGACAACCCGAUGCUGGAGGGCGGGAUGGGCUCCUCGCAGGACUCGACCCGGCGGCCACAGCAGCAGCAGCAGCAGCAGCAGCAGCAGCAGCGCUACGAUGUCGUGAUCGGGGCAGAGAGCAGCGAGGCCUCGCUCGACUGUUUCUCAGUUCUGCUGAUCGCGCUCUCCUAUCUCCUCUUCAUCAUCACUUCACCCAUCACCAUCUGGACCUGCAUCAAGAUCGUCACCGAGUAUGAGCGGGCAGUCAUCUUCCGUCUGGGCCGGCUGCGCGGCGGCGGCGGCGCCGUCGGCCCCGGCUGGUUCUUCGUGCUGCCCUGCAUCGACACCUACAUGAAGGUGGACCUGCGCAGCGUCUCGUUUGACGUGCCGCCGCAGGAGAUUCUCACCAAGGACUCGGUCACGGUCGCUGUCGACGCCGUCGUCUACUACCGCGUCUCGAGCCCGGCCGUGGCCGUCGCCAACGUCGAGGACUUCGCCCGCAACACGCGGCUGCUGGCCGCCACCACGCUGAGGAACGCUCUGGGCACGCGCACCCUGGCGGAGAUCCUGUCUCAGCGCGAGGAGGUGUCCACCCACAUGCAGGAGACCCUGGACGAGGCCACCGACCCGUGGGGCGUCAAGGUGGAGCGGGUCGAGAUCAAGGACGUGCGCCUGCCGAUGCAGCUGCAGCGCGCCAUGGCUGCCGAGGCCGAGGCGGCCCGCGAGGCCAAGGCCAAGGUGAUCGCCGCCGAGGGAGAGAACCGGGCGUCGCGCGCGCUGAAGGAGGCUGCAGACGUGAUGGCCGACAGCCCGUGCGCGCUCCAGCUGCGCUACCUGCAGACGCUCAACACCAUAUCUGCCGAAAAGAACUCCACGAUCGUGUUCCCGCUACCGAUGGACAUCAUUGGGCCGAUGCUGAACCGCUCCAGCUAGCUCCGAGAAGCGGAUGGGGCGUCCAGAACACAGUUGACGGCUGGGUAGGAGCCGGGAUGUCUGUCACUGUGCUUCCUCGCCACCACGGAUCUGCCAUGGCGCGGUUAGCUGCUGAAGCGUCUAUCCAGACUCGGCGACACUGUGAUGUUACUAUGUGUGAUAGAAACACUUGCAUAAUAUCUCUCAUUUCUCUGGCUCUUGAAGAUGGUGCCAAUCUCGAUUACGCGAAACGCUUACAUCAGUAACAAUAUGCUGUGUAGGUAUUUCUACAAUGUACAUUGCACGGUCCAAUAUGUUAAAUAACGUGAUUUGAUGUUGUUCAGCGAAGACACGUGGUCCUGUGUUGUUUUAAACAAAUAUAAGUCCACAUCAUUGACGAGCG
Amphibalanus amphitrite is the source of this 1473-nucleotide messenger RNA. Its product is annotated as band 7 protein AGAP004871-like. Gene Ontology annotation, cellular component: plasma membrane. The transcript has a single exon. NCBI's taxonomy places the organism in Eukaryota, Metazoa, Arthropoda, Thecostraca, Balanomorpha, Balanidae. Bases 156 to 1091 code for a protein of 311 amino acids. The record is from RefSeq and is a predicted model, not a curated record.